GGUUCGUUUCUAAGUUACCAGUUCGGUAUCAAAUUCCAUUGCAACAAGGAGCAAGGAAAUCAUUUGUGGUCUCCUCGCCAAAGAGAACAGUCGGUUUACAUGAAAAAUAUGCGUAAUUUCUUUAACAUUGUCUGUCCCCUCAACACAUCAGGACAGAUAGAUAAAACAGUGAAUGAGUGACUUUUCAUGCCAUUUCAAUAAUAUUCCUGAUUAGUGAAUAUUUACUUAGGUCGUAAUGGCGCUCGUAUGUGAUAUCAAAAGCAAUACUUCACAAGAUGAACCGUAUCAAAAAUCGAAAGAAGAGCAAGAUUUAGAAGAUGGUGAAAUUGAGGAUGAUGAAGAAGACACCUCUGCAGUUGCUGUGGAGAUUUCAAAACCGCAUGCAUCAGCACCAGUAGCAGCUAAAAUUCCCAAUGAAAUUCCUAAUGAAAAAGAGAAGAAAAAAGACAAACCUGAAAGGUCUGACAAAAGAAGACACGAAGAAAAAGGAAAGAAGCACAUGACUGAAGCAGAAAGAAGUAUUUUGCAUUUGAGGAAGAAAGAAGAAUUGCAGCGAAAAAAAUGGGAAAAAUUCAGGCCAAAGGAACCAGUAGUAGAUCCUCUAGACGAUGACUUUGCCAAAAACAUUGAAAAAACUCUUGCAACUAUUUUGAGUAAGAAGGAAAAAGAGGCAGCCGCUUUAGCUAGUGGAGAGGAAAAAGAAAAGGACAAGAUUGACGAUAAAAGGGGGAAAAAGAGAAAGAAGAAUGAAAAAGAUCGAAAAAGCAAACAAAGAAGAAUAGAAUCUCCAAGAUCUGAAAUUGAUGAAAAUGAAAUGAUCAACAUGAGAGGAGGAAGUCCAGAUAGAAAAUUUGAAGAGAAUAGGGAACCAAUGUCAUCCAUGCAUUCAGACGAAAGUUUUGAAUCAGAAUAUUCAUCAGACUCCAACAAGAUUGAAGAUAAAUUAAAGAAACGAGACAGUAGAAAGGGAAGAAAAAUCAAAGAAAGAGAUCGUAGGGAUAGAAUUAAGAAUAAGGAUAAAGAACGUGAUAGAAGCAAAGAACAACAACCCUUGAAAGAUUCACAAGGCGUUUGUGUUUUUUAUUUGCAAGGAAAAUGUCAAAAAGAUGAUUGUCCCUAUUCCCAUGAGGCUGUUCCACCAAUGAAAUUAGAACUCUGCAAAUUCUAUCUGAUGGAUUGUUGCGCAAAAGGUGACAAAUGUUCAUAUAUGCAUUCUGAAUUUCCUUGUAAAUUUUACCAUACAGGUUUAAAGUGUGCACAAGGAGAUGACUGUAAAUUCGCCCAUGGCAAACCUCUCUCUGAUGGUCUGAAACAGAUUCUGUUCAAGCACAUCGAAACUGCUCCUCGAGACAUUCUAGGCGGUUUUCCCAGAAUGAGUAGAGAAGAAGCCUUGAACAUGAUUAAUGCAACACAGAAAGAACUUCAAGAGCAACAUGGUGCUGACAAUAAGCAGGACGCUAAAGGUGGGAUACCGUCCUUGUUUGAUAUUAGUGUACCUGUACCCCCUGAGUUAUUACAAGGAAGUGAUGAUCUGAAAGGUAAGGCUGAUAAACCAAGUCGGAAUCGUCCUUCAAGAUGGCAAGAUCCAGAUCCAAUGGCUGGUAGUAAAGAUUUUCCCCUCAAGACAUUCAGUUACGGCCAAGACCAGGAUAUGAGAAUUAAUAGUAAUGGUGAUGUCGACAUGCGUACAUUACCUCCUUCAAUGUCGAAUGUUACUCCUGCAAAGACUUCAUCGCCCCAGAACAGGGAGAUAGAUCUUGAAAGGUACAAACGUGAAGCUGGGCUUCUUAGCAACUCUCCCAAACAAGACAUAGAUAUUCGCACCUCAAACUUACUACCCUACCCAGUGACUCAAGACACAGAUAUAAGACUGCAACCUAUUAUGGCAUCUAAAGACAUUGAUAUUAGACAACUUCCUAAAAUCUUCGAUAAACCAAUUACCACCAAAAAUCUGAUGGAUCAAGACAUGGAAGAUGAGCCAAUGCUUCAGAUAGAUACCGGGGAAGAUAAAUUACGAGACGAACCUGACAGUUUACCGGCUGAUCUACCUAAAACACACCGCAAUUUAUUUUUAAGGAUACAAGCACAACAAAAGGAAAAUGUUGUGGAGACUGCUGGAAAAGAAGUAUUUGAGCUGGAAGAAAAUAUAAACUGGUAUUCAGAUGAUGACGAUGACGAUGAUAAUAGGCUAACUAUAAAAGUUGACAAUGAAGAUUAUAAAGAUAAGGAUGACAUUCAGGACAAAAUCAGUACUGGCAAUCAGUUGAUGUCUCCUCCUCAAAUCAAACCACAGGAUGUUGUGGAAAAACUGGGGGAUCUCUCGAAAAUUGAUAUUUCAGCUGAGGUAACAAAGCUUUUAACGUCAAUGAGUCAAGGUCGUAACCAAUUCCCAUUUAUCAAACAAGUGACUGAAACCGAGUUGCCUGCUGUUGCUGAUGUAAUGCCACCAGCCGUUGAUACCCCACAAGUUGCGACUGGUGAUCAAAAAUCUAUACGACAGGAUCCAAGAAUGUCCCUGGAAAAAUCAGAUUCUCAAAGGACAGACCGAAAGGUUUCAACUCCAGACCCCAGGCAAAAAAGUAAACAAAGUUCAACUGAAACAAAGGCAAAACCUGAGAAGCUUAGUAUUUAUGAGCAAGGCAGUAUCAAUCGAAAUGCUUCUACUUCUGAGGAGGUUACUGACUUUAGAGGUAUGCGAUCAGAUGUGGAUUUGAGAAACUUACAACUUCCAUUCAAAGGCAUGCAAAACUAUACACCAGCGUCUGAAAUUGAUGCUAGUAUUAAUUCUCAUCCACCAAUGGCUUGGAAGGUUACUCUGGUGGAAAUACCACGUCCCGAUUACAACGGUUUGAAAUUGAGCAUAAAUGAUGCUGAAAAGACUGGCGAUCCAAGAUUAAGAAAAAUUUUUCGACUAAGCACAGAAGAGAGAGACACCCCUCUAAGUCCGAAAGCUAGUCCCAAAGCCAGUUCAUCUGGAAGAGUCGACCCAAGGUUGAGAAAAGUUGAGGAGACAAAGGUUGAACCAGCCCAGGGUCCUUUGAGCUACACACAACAAAUGAACAUGUUACGAAGUUCAGUGUUUUAUCAAAGUUUGACUAGCAAUCAGAAAGUUUUAUUGAACCAAGAGCUAAGUUAUCGAACAGAUGCAAACAAUACUCAUGAUCCGGUUUUGAACAGUUUAUUAGCAAAUCUUGAUAUAAUUCCUGGUCCCAACAUGCCGUCCCACCCUAGUUUGAGUGCAGCACUGUCAAUAUUAUCAAACAAUUCGCCAAAAAUUAAUCCUCUUGUGGGACAAAAUCAACCUCUAGUGGGUCAAAUGGUGCAGAGUAUAACUCAACCGGGACUACUAGGUGCUGCGCCUGGAAUACCUAAUCUUCCUUCAGAUUUCCAAAUAAACUUUAAUCCAAGAAAUGGUGGUUUAUUAGGAAAUGCUCCUAUGCCAUUUGGAGGAUUCCCACCACAAGAUGGACCCAGUAAUUUUCCCUUUAACGAUGACUUUUAUCCCCCAGACAAUGGAGGAAAUUUCCAAGGAGGUAAUAGAGAAAGGGGUUUUAAUAGAGAGAGACGGAGGGGUAGGAAUAACUUUCAUAACAGAAAUAGUGGUAAUAGGAACUUUAGAAAUAGGAAUAAUAGAACAAAUAGAACUCAUUCGCCACCUUAGGAAGGUGUUCCGUGUUUAGGUCUUUAAGAAUUUUUCUCUGUAAAUAGAUAACUCAAGUUGUGCCAAUGUUUAUAAUGCUGUUGUAAUUUAUAUUUUGUACUGGGGUGCUUCGAUUUUCUGUUUGAAAGAUUUGUCAAAAAGUGAACCAUUGUUUGGUUUAUUUAUAUUUCGAAUUUUAAGACUGAAUGUGAGACAUCGCUGUCAUUCAUAACGGUGAUGAAUAAAGAACAUUUUUAUCAUUCAGAUGUGAACAUUUAUUAAGCUGGGGUUUAUAUUUAUUUGAAAAUCGAACAAAGAAAAUUUACCUAAAUUAGCCGCCCUGUAUAUAAAGCUGAGAAAAUUUCAUUCCUGGAUUAUGGCAUAUUUAAUUUUAAAUGUCGUUGUAAAUACUGUACUUCAAUUUCUUUCUAUUUGCUAUUUUUUUUCCUUGAAAAUAUUUAUUUUUGUUAUAUAUAUUUUAGAAUAUACUGUCUGGGAACAAUUUCUGACGGUACAGUUGUAUAUCAUGUACAAAAUAAAUGAAACUUUUUGAAUGUAA
Leptinotarsa decemlineata (Colorado potato beetle) is the source of this 4199-nucleotide messenger RNA. RefSeq names its product suppressor of sable (gene su(sable)). Gene Ontology annotation, molecular function: RNA binding; metal ion binding. Gene Ontology annotation, biological process: negative regulation of DNA-templated transcription. Gene Ontology annotation, cellular component: nucleus. The record is from RefSeq and is a predicted model, not a curated record. Lineage: Eukaryota; Metazoa; Arthropoda; Insecta; Coleoptera; Chrysomelidae.